AAACCUUAAGUCACUCAUUCUCAGGCUCAUCAACAACAUUUGAUAAUAUAGCUCAUAAACACUUGAUCAGCACAAUCUAUCUCGAACGUAACCACAAGACAAUACUUCAACUUUUCGUCAGCAAUCAAAAACAUCAUCGGAAGAUGGGAAGAGCUCCAUGCUGUGAGAAAAUGGGGUUGAACAGAGGCCCAUGGACGCCUGAAGAAGAUCAAAUCUUGAUAUCUUUUAUCCACAAACAUGGCCACAGUAACUGGCGAGCGCUCCCUAAGCAAGCUGGUCUUUUGAGAUGUGGAAAAAGCUGUAGACUUAGGUGGAUGAACUAUUUAAAACCUGAUAUUAAAAGAGGCAAUUUCACCAAAGAAGAGGAGGCUUCUAUCAUUAGCUUGCACCAAAUCCUUGGCAAUAGAUGGUCAGCGAUUGCAGCAAAAUUGCCAGGAAGAACGGAUAAUGAGAUUAAGAACGUAUGGCACACUCACUUGAAGAAAAGACUCGAAGAUUAUCAACCCGCUAAACCUAAAACAUCCAAUAAAAAGAAGGCUACUAAACCUAAAGCUCAAUCUUUACCGACGAAAUUGAACAGUACAAGACGAGAACUGGAGCUCGCAAACUCAUCAAACCCUUCUUUUGAAAGCUUGUUCUCGGCAUCAACAUCAACAAGUGAUGCGGUUUCUUCGGUGACACUCAUGAGCCACGAAGGCCAUAACAACGAGGCUAAGAUGGAUAAAAAAUCGGGAGACAUCAAUAUUGCGUAUCAAGAUUGUUGUUCCUUCGAAAAUUUUGGAGCAGACAUCGACGAGAGCUUCUGGAAUCAGACGCUUUAUAGCAAGGAUGAAAGCAACUACGUACUGAAUCUUGAAGCGGCUGGUUUAGACGAGAUACAACAAGAGUUUCAGCAGUUAGACCCAGUUGAGAAAAAGAUGGUUUUCGACAGUGAGAUGGACUUUUGGUUCGAUGUAUUGGCGAGAACUGGAGGGGAACAAGAUCUAUUAGCUGGGCUUCUAAUUAACUGACAUAUUUGAAUAGUAAAGUGAAAUGGUGCAAUUAAAGCUAAGAAAAGUCUUUGACUUUUCAUGUAAACUAGUUAGUUUAUUAAUUGAGAAAAUUGGUUAAACAUGA
Messenger RNA from Raphanus sativus (radish), 1116 nucleotides. RefSeq names its product transcription factor MYB15. The record is from RefSeq and is a predicted model, not a curated record. The transcript has 3 exons. Bases 144 to 1010 code for a protein of 288 amino acids. Lineage: Eukaryota; Viridiplantae; Streptophyta; Magnoliopsida; Brassicales; Brassicaceae.